Messenger RNA from Cantharellus anzutake, 459 nucleotides. RefSeq names its product V-type ATPase. The transcript is spliced from 6 exons. Gene Ontology annotation, biological process: proton transmembrane transport. Bases 1 to 459 code for a protein of 152 amino acids. Gene Ontology annotation, molecular function: proton-transporting ATPase activity, rotational mechanism. Gene Ontology annotation, cellular component: proton-transporting V-type ATPase, V0 domain. NCBI's taxonomy places the organism in Eukaryota, Fungi, Basidiomycota, Agaricomycetes, Cantharellales, Hydnaceae. The record is from RefSeq and is a predicted model, not a curated record.
AUGUCUGCUUGUCCACCGUAUGCCUCAUUCUUCGGGUUCGCCGGCGUGGCGUCAGCCAUGAUCUUUAGCACUAUUGGUGCUGCCUUUGGAACGUCGAAAGCGGGCAUUGGUAUCUCUGGUCUUGCCGUCUUUCGUCCAGAUUUAGUCAUGAAGUCCCUCAUACCGGUUGUGAUGUCUGGUAUCAUCGCCGUUUAUGGCCUGGUCGUAUCUGUGAUGAUAGCAGGGGACCUGGACCCGAGUAAAGAUUACCCGCUUUUCAAUGGUUUCAUUCAUCUUGCUGCUGGUUUGUGUUGUGGAAUCACUGGGAUGGCUGCGGGCUACGCGAUUGGAAUAGUUGGAGACGCAUGUGUACGAGCAUACGUGUACGAGUCAAGAGUAUUCGUGGGUAUGGUUCUUAUCCUCAUUUUCUCAGAAGUGUUGGGGUUAUAUGGGUUAGUUAUUGCGCAGUCAUUUUUUUGA